Molecule: messenger RNA, 10120 nt
Organism: Darwinula stevensoni
Lineage: Eukaryota; Metazoa; Arthropoda; Ostracoda; Podocopida; Darwinulidae
Source: the annotation of a GenBank genome assembly
AUGUCCCAUACAAUUUGUGAUGUUUGCAAAAAAGUCCUGGAACUGCUAUGCAAAGUGGAGCUGAGCAGAGUCUCCAUGCCUGAAACAGAAGAAUCAAGAAGUUUUCACCUGGAGAAGAGUGAUUUAGCUCUUCUUAUUUCUUACAGCCAGUCAUGGGCUCAAAAACAGUGCACUUGCUGCUUCCGUGAUCCCAAGAACUUUGAACGCUUUAACUGUAUCCUUCAGCAAGUGCUUAUUUUGGGAAUUCAGGAACUGAAUAAAUUCUGCAGAAAACUGAAUCAUGAUCGUGAAAAAACAAUGGAAGAUCCUCAAAAGAAACAAGAGAGUGAUGACAAAGAAAACAAGUUAAACUCUUCAACUGAAAGUGAGACAUUGAAGAAAGAUGAAGAGAAUGAUGCAGAAGAUGAAGAAGAAUACAGUAUAGAAGGGAAAUUAGAAGAAACUACAUCAAAUACAGAAGUGAGUCAGUUGUCCAUGUUCUGUGAUAUCCAUGAUUCUGAAAUCCCAACUCACCUCCUCCGCAAUGUGGUCUUCUUCAUCAAACAUGGUGGGAUUCAAGUUCUUAUGCACUGCUUUGAGGGCAGAAGUCCUGAAGAACUUCCUCUCUCCAUUGCACAAUCCCUAGUCACCAUCUUCUCCAAUCUAAAGCUUUGGCUCAGUUUUCGAGCCACAGUGCAGUUUCUUGCCCCACUUCGUAGUCAGAUAUUGAGAUAUAUGUGCCGUAUGAAGGAUAGUCACCUGAAGUCAUCCAUUAGCCGAAAUAAUGCCGACUUUAUAUGGGGAGUGGUGAAGGAUCCUUUGGAUGCCCACUUGAACUUUGAUAAAGAUGGCCUAGAUUUGGCUUUCAAGUAUUUCACCAGCUCUACAUUGACUAUGCGACUUGCUGGAAUAUCUCAGAUCAACAAUCACAUCAGCCUUUUCAAUGAGCUCUAUGGUGGAGAGAGCAUUGUUGAAGCUGAAAAUUUGGCAUUGUGUCUUGCUGCAUGGCUUCAAAAUAGCCACAUUGUGGAACACAUAUUUGGACCCAACAUACAUGUGGAGGUCAUCAAGCAGAGCCAUGCAAUUCUGAAUUUUUUGGCCCUCGAGGGACGGCUUAGUAAUGAGCAAUUGGAUGUCAUCUGGGCAGCUGCUCAGCUAAAACAUUGUGGAAAGCAGGUUUAUGAGAUCCUGUCUUCCUUGAUCAAACAUCUUGAAGCUGGACCUGUGAUGCACCUCUAUGGACUCCUCUCCAAGCUUGAUCCAAAAGAACACAAUGAACAGAGCUUGUAUUUGGCAUCAUCACUGACAAAGUUCAUUUGGACGAGUGCAUUCACAUAUGGGCAUUUGCUGGCAGACAGCAGAACAACUCCAUUAACUUUGUUCCUGAAGAGGGAACUGGCUGGUCUAGGGCAAGGACAUCCCGGAGAUGGAGGAUGGAGCAGUGACCACAGUAUCAGUGUUGAUGGCAGUCAGUCAGAAGAAGAACAGGGAGAAGAAAAGAAAGGGAGUGGUCACAGUGGAGACAGUGAUUCUGAGUUGGAAAAUCAUAUUGUCACCAGCCCACAGUUCAUGCACGAUGAUUCAACACAGAUGUCUAGUUUGGGAGAUGAUGAAGAAGAGGAAGAAGAUGAAGAUGAGGAAGAAGAGGAUGAGUUGGGGAGUUCGGAAGUGGAGGGGUGUGUACGAGAAGAAAAGCAGAAAGUUGAGAAGCAUAAGAGACCUUCAACAGCUGCAAUUGAUACAAACAGUGAAAGUGAAACAGAAGCUAAGGUCUCUCCUUCACCUGAAAGAGCCAUCAGGAAGAGAGAAAAGAAAAAGAAGCAGGGAUGUGCUCCUAAGAAACCUCGAUUGCUUCAGGAGAUGUGCCCAAUUGUGACUGUGGAAGUUCAAGAAGUGCCAGAAGGAGAAGAGAUGGAGGAAAAAGGACAAGGAAAAAGAGAGGGAGGAGAAUGUGAAGUAGUAGUGAAGAACCCUGCCUUUUUUUGCCAACCAUCCCCCACACUUCAUGCUGUGCCAAGUGGAGUGAUUGGAUUGGAAAGUCCUCAAGGGAAGAAGCAGAGAGCCAUUCCAGAAAGAGGGAGUGAGGAUGUGAGUGGUGCUGUGAUCACUGAAUUGGCCACACUUGUUCAUGGAAAGAUUCCUGAACAAGAAAUUGAGUAUCAGCCUUUCAUUCCUCCACAGAGGGAAGUUGAAGAGGAUCAGGGCUCAGAGGGGACAUGCUCCUCUCGGGUCAGUGUGAAGUCAGAUCCCAACCUUGCUGAUCUGGAUGAAGACUCUGCAUGUGAAGAGGAACUUGCUCAAUUAGCAUCUCAGAAUAUGAGUGUUGGCGGUGCUCAAUUACAGCAGCAUUUGGCCAACAUGGCCUCCCUCUACCACUUACAUCGAGUGAAUGCUCAAGGACAUGGGAGUGCAUGUCAGGCACCUCUUUUGCGUCCUGAAGCCACACGCCUUUUUCCCCACCUCAGCCUCCAGAACGUCUGUCAACCUGGCAACACUCUUCUGUGGGACCUUCUGUCUGAUGAGAACAUUAUACAUCUCAGUGAGGGCUUGGCAGAAGAGGCUGAGAAGUCUCUGUGUAAUCUCUUGUGUUUCAACUCUGAGAAGUUCAUUCGAAUCAAGUUCAUCCAGGGCUGUUUGCAGAACCUUUCACAGAAUAAGAUGGUGAUAGUGUCAUUGCGCCUCCUUCCCCGCCUGUUGGCCUCUUUCACUCAGUUUCGCAGCAUGGACACUCAUGUCAUCACUCGUUGGGUGGAAAAUGAGCAUGGCAUGAUGGCCAUCUUCUUCAACAACCUUGAGGCAUAUACUAAAGUCGAAUAUGAACCUUUGAGACAGAUGUACUCACAUCAGCAGGAAAUUCAUGUGCGACUCCAAUUCCUCACAUCCAUCUAUUCCUCUGCUGGAUCUCAUGAGAGCUUCAGAUUGACACUGGAGCAGUUAGACAUUCUUUGGUCAUGUCUGGCCAAUGACCCCCUGUGUUCAGAUGAUCUCUUCACCUGGCUACUGAACCAAGCAAGAAAUAAAGAUCAGCAUGCACUCAGUCUGGCUGGGUCCAAGCACAUAUUCAUCUCAAAACUUGGGACACUGAAGCCUGAGACUGUGAGUGUGAGAGCUCUGGGCCUGAUUCAGCAACUGGUGAAUAUGGCUCGACUGUCCACUGCCACAGCUCAAGGGCUCUCUGAUUCUGCUCAGCAGCUUCUUGUUCUCACUCAAGGAAUGGAUCUCCUCUGGGCCAUUGCUCUCAAGGCUUCCAGCACAGAUGUGAGCAUGGGGAGCAUCAAUUACUUGACAAGUUACUACUUGUCAAGUCAGGGUCCACAGCUGGAGUUGGAAGAGAGUUUUAUUAGCCGUUGCAUGGCAAGCAUUGCUGGUGCUGCUGAAAAUCUGGACUUGGAUGAAGAUGCCUCUCUCUCCAUCUUGCAGAGAGCUCUUCUUCUUCUGAAGUCCCACCUUGAAGCAUUUCAUCGAAGAUAUGCAUAUCAUCUAAAACUGUGGGCUCUGGAAGGUGGAGCAGUGGGAUGUUACCAGCAUGCAUGGAGGAGUCGUGGUUCUUCUCCCCUCCGUGUGGUUGUCCAACUUGCAGGCUCCUCUGAGAAGACCACAUUUGACAUGCUUAGCACAGACUUAGUAGCUGAACUAAGAGCAGAAAUUACCAGGUGGCAUGAAAGCCUCCAGAAGAACCACAAGGAAAAGGAGGACUGUGCUGUUGAGUCAGCAACCAGCACCAUGAGUUCUGUCUUAGGCUCUCUCCUUCAUGGCAUGGAACACGGAGCAGGGUUCCGUCUUAUCACUCAGAAUCAAGAACUCCCUCUUGAAGCGGAUGAGAAGUCCAUCCAAGAGCUGGGCUUCAAGGAUCUUCAGGUGGUCAUAGUGAGCCCUUUGAGACUACCUGGAAAGAGGGGCUAUUCAGAUGAAACUGUUUCCCUCAUGGGUGGGUGGAGACGGAUGGGAUUAUCUCCAUCGUGUCAGGAUCGCCUUCCCAUGAUGUUGCUCUUGCAGCCCCUGCACUUCCAGCAACUUCUUGAUCUCAUGCAUCGACUCUCUUCCCUUCAUCAGCAGAGAUUGAACAGUGGAACUCAAAUGCGGGCCCAGAUGUUGUCUAGACGAAUCUGGGAGCUUCUAAUGCUUCUGCCCACAUCUCCAUCCCUUUUCCAAGAUUUUCAGAGCUUGAAAAAUCCUCAUCAACUCCUGGAUCCUCAGUCCCCACACAAGCUACUUUAUGGACUCUACAUUAUUGAGAGUCUUGCUCGAACUAAUCAUUAUCGUCAGGUGAAGAAGAAUGGAGAGAAGAAUGGUGAGAAAGAGGAUGAGGAGGGGGAGACAUGGAUAGAUAGAUUCUUAGAGUGCGGUGGUCUCCGGCAUCUGUUUGACAUCUUCAUGUCUGGUCAGAGAAGGAGCAUCAUCCAUAGAGUCUUACAACCUGGGGGAGGGGGCAGAGGAAGAGAUGAUGGUCAUUACUGGAAUGAAUGGAGUCAAGAAGCAUUGGCUUUCCUCCUUCAUCUUCUUUGUCAGUUUGGGGUCCAAAGCCUGGGCACAGGGACAGAUGUAGACUACAUAUUUGAAAUGACCUCUCAUAUGCCCCAUGCUGCCUCUCUCCCAAAUGUGGGUCAAAUGCCACGUAAGAAGAGCAAACGGCCUCGCAAAUCCAGUGCCGAUCGACUUCUCAUCCCCAGCCUUUCUGAUGGUUUGUUGACAAUGAUGGAAGUGAAGGGAACAUUGGACCGAUUGAUCAGCAUCCUUGAAGAUGCAUCAAUUCCUCAAGAUCCCAAUCAGUACAAGAGCAAUGUACUUGGUAGGGCACAGGUGGUGCACCAUGCAUUGAGCCUCCUGGUAUGUUGGGUUUUCUCAACUAAUGAUGUAGCUCAAAAUGCUUUUUCCCAAGCAUUUUGCCCAAGAGUCCAGAAUCUGGUCAGACAUCUGAUCCUAGAAGAUCCUGAACCAUCUGUGCGAAAGGAAGCUUGUUCUGGUUUCUACAGACUCUGUAUGGGCAUUCAGAGUGGUGGAGAGGGAAAAGGGAAAGGACGGGGUUGUACACUCCCUCUUCUUUCAAUGCUCAUUGGAUGUCUUUCUGCUGCCUGUCAGAUGAAACCUCUUUGCGUUGAUGGGGUGGGUAGCACAGGAGAAGAAGGGAAGGAACCAUAUGGUUCUAACUCAAGGGAUUAUUUUUGGCUUGUCUGUCGGCUUGUGGAUGGGUUAAAACCAGAUGAAGUCCAAGAAUUUGAUAUGGAUUCCUUAGCAAGGGAGGUGGCAAAGGCUAUCUUAACACGAGAACCCUAUGAAGCUCUUCACACCUCCAUUCAUCCAGAUGAUGGGUUGAUUGGAUUGCUGAAUCUUGAGACUGGAAUCAUGAAGUACAACCCACAGUUCAAGGCUGAUAAGGAUGGUGAAGAAUUUCUCCUACAGGUAUUUGACUGCCUUUUUGCCUUGCCCUGUCCCAAGAAGCGGUUCUUGCCAAAAUGCAAAUCCAUGGUGUCUCGAUCAUCUGCAUUUGACUUACUUGUGGAGCUUGUGAAGGGAAAUACAAGGAAUUACUCUAUCCUUCUUGAGAAGCUCAUGGAACAACAUCGUCCAGAUAGCCACGAGGUUUAUCCUUGGGACUACUGGCCCCAUGAAGAUGGUCGUUCCUCUUGCGGCUAUGUUGGGUUGACAAAUCUUGGUGCCACAUGUUACAUGGCAUCAUGCAUGCAACAUCUCUUCAUGAUGCCACAGGCACGGGCUUCCAUUCUCUCAGCAAACUGUCUCCAAGAAAGCAAGCAUGAAGCCAUGCUCACAGAGCUCCAGCGAAUGUUUGCCUACCUUCUUGAAAGUGAGAGAAAGGCCUAUAAUCCAAGAAGUUUCUGCAAGGUCUACACUAUGGAUCAUGAGCCAUUGAACACAGGAGAUCAGAAGGACAUGGCAGAAUUUUUUAUAGAUCUUGUCUCCAAAUUAGAAGAGACCAGUCCUACACUGAAGACACUUGUCAAGACCUUAUUUUGUGGUCAACUUACCAACAAUGUUGUUUCUCUUGAUUGUUCCCAUGUGAGUCGAAACAUCGAGGAGUUCUACACGGUGAGAUGCCAAGUGGCUGACAUGCGGAACAUUUACGAGUCACUAGAUGAAGUCACUGUCAAAGACACCCUUGAGGGUGAUAAUAUGUAUACUUGCUCUCAGUGUGGCAGAAAAGUGAGGGCAGAGAAAAGAGCUUGCUUCAAGAAACUACCUCGAGUUCUGUGCUUCAACACAAUGCGCUACACAUUCAACAUGGUGACAAUGAUGAGAGAGAAGGUGAACACACACUUCUCAUUCCCUCUGCACUUGGAUAUGUCUGGUUACAUGGAGAAGAACCUUAUGCCCCAUGCCAAAAACUCAGAAAAAGAGAAGGGAGAGAAGGAAGGGGAUGAGGAGGAAUCCUAUGAAUAUGAGCUCAUAGGCGUUACAGUACAUACAGGGACAGCAGAGGGAGGUCAUUAUUAUUCCUUCAUUCGAGAUCGAGCUCUCCAGCGAGACAAGUGGUUUGCCUUCAAUGAUGCUGAAGUGAAGCCAUUUGAUCCCAUCUAUCUGGCUGCUGAGUGCUUUGGUGGAGAGACAACUAGCAAAACAUAUGAUGCAGUGACAGAAAAAUUCAUGGACUUCAGCUUUGAGAAGACAAACUCAGCAUACAUGCUGUUUUAUGAACGAUGUCCACCGGGCAAGGGAGAUGGAGAAGCAGCAACAUCUGCCUCUCCUGAGAUUCCAGCUCAUCAUCAUUCUCACCUGUCCCAAGAUCCUUCUCAGUAUCCCACCGUUGAACUGAGCAAAGAGCUUGAAGAGUGGAUCUGGCAGGACAACACACAUUUUCUCAGAGACAAGAGCAUCUUUGAGCAUACAUAUUUUAACUUCAUGUGGCAGAUGUGUGGCUACAUACCCCAGAUGUUGGAGUCCAACGAUGAGAUCCUUCUGGCUGUUGCCCGUCUCUCAACCUCAUUCUUCUUGGAAACAUUCAUUCAUGCCAAGGAAAAACUUGAAACUAGUGUAGCCCAGACUCAUGUGCGACACCUGACUGAAUACUUCACAUUCCUGCUGGAAUUUGCCAAGAUGGGCUAUGUAGAGCUUCAGUAUUUGCUCUCCAUCAACUGCAUCUCUCACCUGGUCAAGUUCUUCCUAACAUACAAGAAGGCUCCAAUUGAGGUUGAAGAGAAAGAAGAAAAUGGAGAAGAGGAUGGAGAAAAUGGAGGAACUAGCACAGGGGGUAGUGGAGCAGGGGAGGAACUUUUGAUGGCCAAUGUCUCAUUGGUUGAGGAACAUCGCAUGGGAUCCCUGGAGAAAUUGUUGGCUCUUGUGUCAUAUCUGGUUGAGAAAUCUCAAGGAGAGGAUGGGAAGCUACACCUCUCAUCGGGUGACUAUUGUGCCCUUAUUGGUGGGCAUGGUGCAGGAACUCCAACAAGGAUGGAUUUCCUUUUCCUUCAGACCAAAGACAAUGUCCAUCUCAAGCACACAGCCAAUAUCAUAUUGAAUUUAGUGCGUUGGAAUGAGCCUAUGGCACUUCAAGUCAUCAAGAUGAUCUUCUCAACCAUCACCAAGCACAUUGAGUCCAGUCAGCCAUUUGUGAAACUCCUUUCCCUGUUGUGUGAAAAUGGAGGGACAUCUCCAUUCAUGCAGUUGGCUUUACAGCAUGCAUGGGAAGCAGCACAAAUCAAUGCUGUUCCUGUUCUUGAUUGGCUUGCAUUUCAGAUGCCUCGCCAUCCCAUUGCUCAUUCCUGGGCUCUGGGAACCAUGGAGAAAUGGGUUGAACAUUUCCUCAUUGCUCACUCAAACCAGCGUGUUCGAAUCAGUGCAGCAAAUCUUCUUGUAUCCAUGGUCCCAAGUGCUCACUUCCAGAAGAAUUUUCGCCUUGCUCGUGGAGUGAGUCCAAGUGUGAGAGAAUUUGGACUUACACCCGAAGCAAGACUCAUUCUACAUGAGAUUUAUGGACUCCUAUUACGUCUCCUUGGUCGGGCAGUGCACUACACUGAUGUUGAGGCUCAUGGAACAAUGAAGCUCAACACUUACUUUGCCCUCAUGAACUACUGUGUUGUCUCAAAGACAGAGAAACUCAUGUUUGGGCAAUACUUUAUGGACUUGUGGAACCUUUUUCACCCUCACCUCUCGGAUCCCUCAGUAUCCAUCCACCCAAACAAACAAGCCCUGCUUUCAUUCUGGUAUCACGUCUGUGUGGAUAGCCCUCAGAAUGUGGAUCUCAUUGUCCAGAACCCUCAAGUCUCCAAACAGCUACCCUUCAUCUACAUCCUUGCAGACCAGGAUGAACAGGAUCUUGUGAUCUUCAAUCGAUCAAUGCUGCCAGCAUAUUACGGGCUGCUGCGGUUAUGCUGUGAGAGAUCCCGAUCCUUCACACGCCAGCUAGCCCAACACCAGAAUAUGAGCUGGGCAUUUCAGUUCAUUUCACCACAUCCUACUCAAUACAGUAUGGCUGUGGAGGAGCUAUUCAAGUUGAUGCGUUUGUUUCUGAUGAGACAUGAGGACAGCACAGAGUCAGAGGUGGCAGAGAUAAACCACUUCAGGAGGUCAACACUUCAGCUGUACCUUCAAGUAUUGGAUGGAAGAUCAGGCUGGGCCACCCUCAUCAUGGCCCUCAAUAUCCUCAUUGAGACUCCUGAAGACCGCAUCUUCAUUGUCCUCCAUGGAGGAAUCAACCUCCUCUUUGAAGCAUUUGAUACCCUCCAUGUGAUGUACCAUGAGGCAACAGCAUGCCAUGUUGUUGGAGAGAUGGUACAGUUAAUGUCCAUUAUGUUGGAUUGCCUACGAUGUGCACGAGCUGUUUUUAAGGACAAUAAGGAAGUGAAGACAAUGCUCACCACAGCCAGGGGAAGGCCUGACAUCAUUCGCAAACUUGCCUACUUGCUCAAUACUUUCACUCCUCCUGAAUUUCGGCACUUUGCUAUUGAGUUGCUGAGAGAAUUAGUACUGGUUUUCCCUGGGGAGACAUUGAAUGUACUGGUCCCUUUGUUGAUGCAAUGUCAUCUAAGCUGGAGACAAGGGUCUGCAAGUGGAUCUGUGAUGAGUCAAUUAGGUCCAUUCUUUCCUCGGCGAGGACACCAAGCUCAUCCAUCUCAUCAAGCCCAAGGGAGGACUGGCCUUGUUCGACCACCUAGACCCAUCAUCCAACUUGCUCUCCCACAUUCCCUCAUUGAAGCCAAUAAGGGGGUGGACAAGGUAUAUGAUCAGCAGUUAGUGGCCUGGUAUUAUCCAUAUCAUCAAUUGGUGGAUAUGCUGUGUCGAGUGGCCAUCAAUCAGAGUCUCCUAUCCCCCAUGCUUGUCAAUCUCAAUGCCAUGGUUGGUGCUGAGGCUGUUCCUCUACACUUUUCCUUGUUCCCCAAGCUUUGGGUGGAUGUCUAUGAUGCACAAAAUGUGGAUCGGAAGUACUUGAAGUUACUCCUAGAGUCCCCCUACCUGAAGGAGUAUGUGGAGAGUCUGCUGAUGGAUGAGAGGGCCUCCUUGAACAACUCCAUCAUAUUCCGCUUCCUCUGCGUUUUCUUUCCCAAGAUGAAGGGGAGUAUUGGGAUGAGCAACCAAAUGAAGAACCUUGUUGAGAACGUGUCAGGGCUGAUAUCCCAUGAAGUGAUGGAUGAAGGAUUGAAGCUUGCUGAUGACACACACACCCUUAUGCUCACAUCAGAUCUACGUGCUCUUUACUUCCUAUGUGCCCCAGAGAAUGGAGGGAUCACACCACCAGCCUCACUCAUUGAUGCUAUACAGUCUCUGUCAGUGCACAUCCAAGCUAUCCAAGCAUCUUCCAAGAAGGAGCCAGAGGACGACAAGGAGAAGGAGGAAAAAAGGAAAGAUGAGGAUGCUAACAAGGACAAGGCCAAGAAACCUCGACUGGAGGAAGAGGAGCAGGGAGAUGGGGAGGGAGACCUUGCAUCUUCAUCCAUGUCCUCGCCAAUAGAUAUGCUUCAGUCCACUGUGAACCUCUUGAAAGAAAGUCUGUGCAGGAUCGAAGGCGAAGGGAAAGGAGAUAAGGAAUCCACAUCUGCUGCUAUCUGUGAUGAGAAAUCCCAAAUGUCAUCCAUAUCAUCGCCUCCCUCAAAGUCCACUUGAAGGGACUGAGAAUCUUGGGUGAUUAAUCUCCCAUUUCUUGCUGUGUUUUUCAUUGUAUUUUUCUAAAAAAUAGUCUAUGUUUGCAGUAUGA